GCCACAUCCCCAAAACAAAACGCACACAAAAAAGCACAUCUCACCUCUCGAAGACUUGGGUGUUGAAAGAGCGGACCUCAGUACUGCGUUUCUCUCUCUCUCACCGAACACACACGGUACUUGUUCGAUCUUCUUUGCUUUCAUCAACCACUUGAGAGAAUCUCACAGUGCCACAAACUCCAACAUUGCUCAAAAGUUUUCAGACAUCUCUGAAACUUAAGAAAAGUCAGAGAGACAAUAUUUUGAUUGGGUUCUUCUGAUGGAGGAGGAAAACAAUGUUAUGGAAGAAACAGCUCUCAUCGAAGAUUCUUCUUCUGAUGUUGAAUUUGCCUGUGGAGAUCCAAAAGUUGAGCCUCGUGUUGGAGACGAGUUUCAGGCUGACAUUCCUCCUAUCUUGUCUGCAUCCCAACGUGCACUGUUUCUUUCAACUCCUCCUCUACCUUUGGAUGAUGAUUCCUCAUACUCUUUUCUCAUCGGACAACCUGUUCAACUAACGUGGAUAGACAAACAUCCAAAAGGAGAUGAUGAUGAUGAUGAUGUUGACAUGAACCAAUCUUUGAAAUCUUUUAGAGCAAAAAGAAGUCGUUACUCUGCUAAGAGUGACAAGAAGAAUCCGAAAUCCAAGAAGCAGAGAUUGAAAAAUCUCGAGGCUGUUCCGGAGAUACCAUCCAGUUCUUGGGAAGAUCAUGAGGUUGCCAGCUUUGUUCUCGGUCUUUAUACAUUCGGGAAGAACUUCACUCAGGUGAAGAAGUUCAUGGAGACCAAAGGAACAGGAGAUAUACUCUUGUUUUACUUUGGCAAGUUCUACAACUCAGCUGGAUACCACACCUGGUCUGAUUCACGCAAGAAGCGUAGCAGGAAAUGUGUAUACGGAAGAAAACUCUAUUCAGGUUGGAGGCAACAGCUGAUGCUAUCCCGUUUGAUUCCUUCCGUCUCUGAUGAAUCUCAGAUACAGAAGCUUGUGAAUGUCUCAAAGUCAUUUGCUGAAGGGAAGACCACUCUGGAGAAAUACAUAGACGCGUUGAAGGAUCUUGUGGGUCUCAGGCUUCUGGUAGACGCUGUGGCCAUUGGCAAAGGCAAAGAGGAUCUCACAGUUCGUACAUCAGCGCCACCACCAGUUAAGACCAAACCAUGGUUCACUGUUUCUCCAAAGUCUUCUUCUUCUGGCUUAGGUCCGGCUUACGCUUCACUCACCUCUGCCGACAUAAUAAACCAGUUGAAAGGCAGUUCACGUCUAAGCAAAGCUCGUUGCAGCGACAUCUUCUGGGAAGCCGUGUGGCCGCGUCUGCUAGCCAGAGGAUGGCACUCGGAGAAGCCAAAGGACAGAAGCUAUAAUACAUCUAAGGAUAACAUUGUUUUCAUCGUCCCUGGAGUGAAACGGUUCUCGAGAGGGGAGCUUGUGAAAGGCGAUCAUUACUUUGAUUCCGUCAGUGACAUUCUAGCUAAGGUUGCUUCAGAGCCUGAGCUUCUUGAGUUUGAAACAGGAGGAGUGAACGUUGUUGCGGAGAACUCUUCUGACCAAUCAGAUGAAGAAGAGUCUUCCUCCCCGUCUGGUAGUCAAAGACACCGUUACCUCAAGUCUCCAUGCUCUUCUUCUAGCCGUGGGAACCUGCAGAUGAGAUUCACUGUCGUCGACACUAGUUUGGCUGCUGGAGGGAAACUGUGUGAUCUGCGGAAUCUGAAAGAAAAGUAUAUAGUCUCUGAGGCAAAGACUGGUUUAGGAGACAAAGGUUCUUCCCUGUCAAGUCAGAAAGUGGAAACGCCCCAAGUGAUGCCUCUGGACGCUCCGAUGCGGUUCGUUAUUGUUGAUUCGAGUCUAGACCACAGUAAAAAAUGGUCCGGUUUAAGGAGAUGGAAACGUUUACCAAGUGAUGAUUCUAGCAUAAAGCAGGAAGAGAGUUUGGAGAGGGUUAAGGAUCCACCAAAGAGGAUGAUCAAGCAUAGAGGAGAAACUAAUCAUCAUUCAGUAAAGUCUGCUGCUCCGUCGUUGAAACGCAGACGGCUCAGUGCUUGCAUAAAGAGGGAGAAGAGCCUCUCUAAAGAGGAACCUGAAUCAGACCAGUUAAGUUUAAGUGCGGUCCAACACCAAAACAACACUCGUGAAGAGAUGGAUGAGGAGGACAAAGAGAGAUAUGAAUCGGUUGAUCAUAUGAAGUUAAAGUCUGAUCAAUCAGAAAAGACUGGGACUGGACCGUCUUCUUAUGAGGCUGUUGAGACCCAAGAGAUAGUGGCAGAGAGCAAACCGAUUGGGUUAAGUUCGAUCCCUGGUGUGGACAAUGACUGUUCUCCAGAGGAGGUAAGAAGAAGCCAUGAACUCGUUUCAUCAGAACAUGACUCAAAGGGGUCUUGUUCAGUGUCAGGCUCAGAGGAAAGACGUGUUUCCAAAGAUCCGGAGCAAGAGCAAGAAGAAGUUGAGCUCCCUCCCAUUACAGGCGCAAACAUCAAUAGCUCUCCUUCCAAAGAUCUAGCAAGUACUCAAGAAAUUUGUUCAUCAGAACACGACCAACAGGCUAAUAAUACAGAUGCUCCUAGGAGACAUAGCACAAGAAAGCGACCACUGACCACCAGGGCUCUGGAAGCUCUCGAAUCUGGUUUUCUUACAACCGAGACAGUAAAAAGCACGGUUAAACCAAGAAAACGUGAAAGAUCUUCGAAGAGAAAACGGUCAGCUAAAGUGAGUAACAGAGCACAGCUUUUGCCAGACAAUGGGAUUGCAGCUAUUAUGGAGCAAAGAGGAGGAGAAGAAGAAAGCAAAGCAACAGCAAGUAACAACCCUUUGAAUCAGAUAGAGGAUACAAAGCCUAGCUUUAUUCUUAACGGAGCCACCACAACUGAGAGCAAGGCUCUGGACCAAAGACAUGAUUCAAAGCCAGUGAAAGCUGAACAUCCUAAACUUCCACCGAUCAUUUUAAAGCUUUCACUUAAGCGUAGCAGAGCUUCAGAGACUUAAAAAGAUUUUUGGGGCUGGCUGUGAGAGGAUUUGACCUUUGCUAUAGAUAAAAUGUAUGUGUACAGAACUAAGAUUUUUUUUUUAAAAGGGUUUUAUUCCGUACUCUUCUUCUUUCUUCUUCAUUUUUUUUUGUUGGGUCAAAUGUGACAACGCUACACAACAUACCCCAAAGGAUGUUUUCUUCUCUCAGUUUUUUUCUUUUGUCUUUCUAAAUGGUGAAGUCUGCUAUUUGAAUUAACUUUCUUCAAACC
This is a messenger RNA of Raphanus sativus (radish), 3201 nucleotides long. RefSeq lists its product as uncharacterized. Bases 260 to 2950 code for a protein of 896 amino acids. Lineage: Eukaryota; Viridiplantae; Streptophyta; Magnoliopsida; Brassicales; Brassicaceae. The transcript is spliced from 3 exons. Gene Ontology annotation, molecular function: transcription corepressor activity. Gene Ontology annotation, cellular component: nucleus. The record is from RefSeq and is a predicted model, not a curated record.